This is a messenger RNA of Lethenteron reissneri (Far Eastern brook lamprey), 1239 nucleotides long. RefSeq lists its product as uncharacterized. The record is from RefSeq and is a predicted model, not a curated record. Lineage: Eukaryota; Metazoa; Chordata; Hyperoartia; Petromyzontiformes; Petromyzontidae.
AAACAGCACUAAAGACCCACCCACAAACCGAACACUUUAAUGAUGCAGUAACUUUACAUGUCGUGCAUAACCGUAGUAAACUCCGUACAUUUUAUAACAAACUAAACACGCGCAUACAUCGUUGACAACAUUCGCAAACUUAACUUAUAUAUGCGCAAGAUGUUGAACAAAAAGAACGUGUAACUUCCACAAAACACACAAAAAAUAUCCCGACUCGGAAAUUUUCGUGCCUCAAAUUAACAUUUAAUUUUAUUGAGUUAAUUUAAUUUCGCUAUUGAUUGAAUGUACAUGCUUUGUGUGAACACGUGCAAGUGAUUUUUCUUCUCGCUUCACAAUAAUGAGCUAUAAAUCAAGCCGGGAGUGGGGGAAACAGUAAACUUAGAGAUGUUUGGGAUGAACGCACUGAAAUCAUGCCGCACGUACGGGAGGAAAAAAAUCCGACUCUCUGUGCCCAACAACUCCGACACGGGGAUCUUCAACACCUCCCCUGUGCCUGCAGAUGAAGGUGCAAACGUGUUUGCCACGUGGAAAAAUGAUAGGAGCCUCACACCGAUACAUGAGGACCAAACCCUUCAGUCAUUUAAACCCGCUCCACAUACAAGCGCCUCUGUAAGGAGCAGGUCUUCACUCCAAGAAACCAAAACAAAGACAACUGAUUCGGCCAGCUCCGUGGAGACUGUGGAAAGCGAGGAAACGUACCUAAGCUCGUAUAUGACGCUGCCGUCUGGGGUCUCGAUCUUCUUAAACCAGCUGCAAAGCGACAUGAUGAUGAGCUCCUCCUCCCUGGCCACGGACGAUACACUGCAAAGGGAGGAUAACACCUCCGAUUUAGACUGCACCACCACAGAAACAAUGCGCAAAGAAGAGCAUGCCACACAUGACGUGGAUGUGGAGGGCAUUGCAGAGACGGAGGUCCUAGGCGAACCUGAAGCAGACCAAAUUGGUGUAAGCACAACAGACUUCAACUGUGCACAGUCUACAAUGAUCAACAGCAGCUGUCCACUGGGCACCAUCAACAUGGACCUGCCUGAGGAUAUUUCAGAAAUCUAUGAUUCUAGGACCAGAAAGAAAAAACGCUCCUCUUGCGUGAAAAAGACGAGUCUCAGGUAUGGAGAGUUCACGUAACGUGUGCACGAAGAUUGCACAGGGUAAAUGCAUUAUGCAAUACUUUGUCGGUUUGGUUUUAAGAAAUGUGAUAUUAAAUCUGCCUUGGUGUACAUUUUUCUUAAUUAAAAUUAU